UUGUAUAAGUAAAAUUGUGACAAUGCAGAAAGUUAUAAACACCUGUGCAUUGUAUGUAUAUGAUAAAACUAUGAUAACAAUUGUACAAAAAAAAAUAAAAUAAAAACAACGAUCUAAUCGAUCCAAUUUGAAAACACAGUAUUUCUCACUACGAGUAGAUGAUUGUACGAGUUGUUUAAAUUAUCGACAAACAACUUCCGGGAGAGAUGUCUUCGAACGAAAACAUCGAAGGGGAAAUAAAAACUUUGAAACAGAGAGUACACGCAGCAGCCAGAGAUGGGAGGGCUAUUAGUAUAUUUGCAAUGUUAUGGAAUCUUAGUAGUGAUCUUGUAGAUGAAGUCUUGGAUUUUCAUACGAGUGAAAAUGGACAGAUAACAACACCCCUAAUAAUAGCCUGCAGAAAUGGGGAGGAAAAGGUGGUUUCGAUUUUAGUGUCCAAAUUCAAAAUAAAUCUAGAGCAGACUGGGACUGUGAAAUUUGAUGGGUUCGUUUUAGAGGGCGCGACCGCUCUGUGGUGCGCUGCGGGCGCUGGACACCUGGGAAUUGUUAAGCUUCUGUUGGAAUGCGGAGCAGAUGUCAAUCAUGCCACAAAAACAAACUCCACACCACUUCGUGCUGCGUGUUUUGAUGGACGGCUGGACGUUGUACAGUGCUUAGUCGAACAUGGUGCUGAUAUUUCUAUCCCCAACAAAUAUAAUAACACCUGCUUAAUGAUAACCAGUUACAAAGGACAUGCAGAAGUUGUGCGCUAUUUACUUGAAAAGGGAGCAAACCCAGAUUCAACCGCGCACUGUGGUGCCACUGCAAUGCAUUUUGCUGCGGAGUGUGGACAUUUGGAAGUAGUUCAGGAUUUAGUCAGAUUUUAUGGAAAGCAAAUUCCAAAUGAUUAUGGAAUGACGCCUUUAUUAGUAGCAGCUGAAUGUGGACAGUCUUCUGUUGUCGAAUUUCUUACCACCAAAGUGGAAACUAAAGAAGAAAAAAUCAGCGCUUAUGAAUUGCUCGGUGCUUCGUUUGCAAAUGACAAGGAGCACUAUGAUGUCAUGAAAGCAUUUUUGUUUCUGUGUGAAGGUAUGCAUUUACGAUACAGCGAUCCUGAUAACAUCAUUACUAAAGAGGACUAUCCAUGUGUUGAAGCAUACAAUAAUAGACUUGAGUGCAAAACCUUUGGUGAACUAAAUGCCAUAAGAUAUGAUUUUGAAGCUCUACAUAUGGAAUGCCUGGCCAUAAGGGAGAGAAUUUUGGGACCCAACAAUCCUGAUGUUCCCCAUCCCAUCAUAUUCCGAGGAGCAGUGUAUGCUGACAGCAAGCAGUUUGAUCGUUGUAUAGCGCUCUGGUUACAUGCAAUGAAACUACGACAUGAUAAUAAAAGGUCAAUUGCCAAAGACCUGUUAAGAUUUUCCCAAGUAUUUGCACAAAUGAUUCACAUUUGUGAGCCUGUUUAUUUUGUUAAUGUGAAAGAGGUUUUUAAGUAUGCCAUGGCUGAGCUUACCAAUGAUAAAGAGAGGAUCCAGAAUUCAGAAGAAGAUGGUGAUACUCUUUUCGAGAUACAUCAAACAAAUAUCCAUACUUGCCUUUAUCUUCUUGCCAUUAUUUUAAAAACAACCCAUGAAGAAUCAGACUUAACAGAACUGUACUCCCUUGUUUAUCAGUUUCAGAAACUAAAGCCACUUUUAAAGAAUAAUUAUACUCCGUUACAUAUGGCUGUUGACAGUGCUACCUUAGUUGAUGACUUCCAUGUGAAUGACGUGGUGUCAUUUCCAGACAGUCGGGUUGCCCAGCUUUUGAUUAAAUGCGGAGCAAACGUCAAUGCACAGGAUAACGGAGGAAACACGCCCAUGCAUGCCCUUGUAAACAUCUCGCCAAAAACCAAUGCCAAUUCAAAAGAAGUUGAGAAUGCAAUUCACGUAUUGGUCGAUGCUGACUCCCAUUUAGACAUUUGCAAUAAAGAACGAAAAACAACAAUGGACUGUGCAAAGAGGGAAGAAGAAGCGACUUUGCUGAGGACAUCCUUUCAACUCUCAUUAAAAUGUCUUGCAGCCCGAUAUAUCCGCAAUAAUGGUGUUCCUUACCAUGGUCUUAUUCCUUUAUACCUAGAGGAAUUUUUGGCUCUUCAUUAAGUUGAUUUGUUUGAUGAAAAAACUUUCAGGAUUUUUUUAUGAACAUAUGGUUACUUAAGUUGUACAAUUUUUUGAAAAUUUUUUGAAAAUUUUUAUUUAAAGAUAUGUCCACCUUUUACCAAAGAGCAAACCCACAUAAUUGUGUUAAUAACUUGUUGCUUCAUCCAUUUAAUGCAUGACCUGCAGUAUUCUUCAUUUAAUUUAACUCAGCUGUAUUCAACAUGUUCAACAUUGAAUGGAGUGAUUUGGGUUUGGGUGGGAUUGGUUUAGGCAAGGUUAGCAUAUUCUCUUUGUUGCACAAAAUGAAAUAAUUAUUAUUAAGGCUUAAUUGAGUGCAUUAAUGGAAACUGAAUUAGAUCAUGUGUAAAACCCUUAACUGUUAUAAAAUUCAACAAUUAUGUAUAAGGGAAUAAAUUGUUUGAUAAAUUGCCAUGCACUAUGAAAAGUUUGAAAAAAAGACAGAAAAAAAAGAAAUUUGUGGAUCUCCGAACUAUUGAUAAGAUUUUAAAUACCUGCAACUAAAGAUUUUGUAAACGAUUUUUGUAUGUCUAUUAUUUUGUUGCUUGCAUUGUUACAUAUGUAAUUUAUUUGAUAUACAUCGGUAUUGUUUUAACA
Molecule: messenger RNA, 2732 nt
Organism: Magallana angulata
Lineage: Eukaryota; Metazoa; Mollusca; Bivalvia; Ostreida; Ostreidae
Product: protein fem-1 homolog B-like
Exons: 1
Coding region: 207-2117 (636 amino acids)
Molecular function (GO): protein binding
Source: RefSeq, a predicted model, not a curated record